GCCACUAAGCAGCUGCAGAAGGAAGUGCUCAACACCAUCUUCUUUCCCCUCCCUUGCUCUCUCUCCCGUCGGCUGAGGACGAGAAUGAGAGAGAAUGAGCCAGAGAGACACCCUGGUGCAUUUGUUUGCUGGAGGAUGUGGGGGCACUGUGGGUGCUAUUCUGACAUGUCCCCUAGAAGUUGUAAAAACACGAUUGCAGUCCUCCUCAGUUACCCUGUAUAUCUCUGAAGUUCAUCUGAAUACUUUGAAUGGUGCCAGUGUUAAUCGUGUAACUAGAGUUUCUCCGGGACCUCUCCACUGUUUAAAGAUGAUCUUACAAAAGGAGGGUCCUCGCUCACUAUUUCGAGGACUAGGCCCUAACUUGGUAGGCGUGGCUCCAUCCAGAGCAAUAUAUUUUGCUGCUUACUCCAACUGCAAAGAAACAAUGAAUAAUAUUUUUGAGCCAGACUCUACCAAAGUACACAUGACCUCAGCUGGAGUGGCAGGUUUUACAGCAAUCACAGCAACCAAUCCAAUUUGGCUAAUAAAGACACGGCUACAACUUGAUGCAAGGAACCGUGGGGAAAAGAGGAUGAGUGCUUUCGAAUGUGUGCGCAAAGUCUAUCGGUCAGAUGGAUUUAAAGGGUUUUAUAGAGGAAUGUCUGCAUCCUAUGCGGGCAUAUCAGAGACUGUUAUUCACUUUGUUAUUUAUGAGAGUAUUAAACGAAGGCUGUUGGAAUACAAGUCUGCUUCUGUUAUGGAUGAGGAAGAUGAAUCAGUCAAAGAAGCAUCAGACUUUGUUGGCAUGAUGAUGGCUGCAGCUACUUCCAAAACCUGUGCUACUUCUAUAGCUUAUCCACAUGAAGUUGUACGAACAAGGCUACGAGAAGAAGGAACAAAAUACAGGUCAACAAGCUGGGCCGCUAUCUUUAACAGUAAAGAGAGAGGAAAGGCUAAACAGCACAUUAAGAGUGGUCUAACAACACACUUGAUCAGACAGAUUCCAAACACAGCUAUAAUGAUGGCUACCUAUGAAGUGGUAGUCUACUUGCUGAAUGGAUAGCCAAUCUACCAGCUAUCUCUGGGAUGGAGGAAGACCAAAAGCUUGCAGUGGACCAUGUACUCUUUAGAAUGGGAGAUACCUAUCAAGAAAAAGCAGCUGUAGACAACAUGGAAAGCUGGUGGUAGGCAAUCGUGCUGCCUUAUCGUAUGGAAUCUUUGGCAAUGCGAUAAUCAGAAACUGCUCUCAAGGGAAUGCCUUCAAACACCUUGUAUUUUAACAUUUUCUUCAAUUAUGUCAGCUUCCCUAAUGCAGUGCAGUGAGCAUCAGGGACUUCCUUGUGAGUAUAGAGGGUCAUAAUGUGUGUUCUUUUGCAAGGCAUGCUGUGCUUUCCAACUCUUAUUGAUGGUUCUAAAUUAAUUGUUUGCAGUUGGAAGGGUACGUUUGUGUUCAUUUUGGAGCAGGUUCGUAUAUCACUUGUAUGGGAAACUCAAUUUUGCAGUUAAUAAAAUGAAAGAUUCACAUUAAGCUGCCCUUUUUACUAUCUCAGGGGGUCUGAAAGGAAGACCUAGGUUUCGCAGGAAAACAAAGUGGCCUUCAUUUGCACAGAUGGGGGGCAGGUAGAAAAAGGUAUGUUUUGUCUUGUUUUGUUUUCAGUGAGGUUCCAGUUUCAAUAAUAUUGGACUCUGGGAUUCCUAGAGCUGCAGGGGCACAUUGUUUAUAGGUAGCCCUGAGUGUUUACUCCCUGUGGGAACACAGCCUUAAGAAGAUCCACCUGAAAUUGAAAUGGAGCAUCUCUCUUGGGCAUAGUUGUGCUCAUGAAUCCCAUUGAUUUCAAUGGAACUUAAACACUUCUGUGUUACAGAUUAUGGCCUUGUUGAGUAAGGCAACUAUAUUUACUAUCAAAAUACAUGCUAGCCUUUGGGUGUGUUGGAAGGCUUGGAGUUCCUCUUUAAAUCCCUGAGAGCCAACAAACAGCAACUAAAGGGCAGGCUAUCAAGUGUUCAGCCUCUCAGCAUUACACUAGCUCUGAACAAGCUUUAUUGAUUACUUGUUCCUGCAUUAUUUAAUGUAAAACUGCAGUAGCUUGAGUACCGAAACGCUCCUGGGUUUAGAGAAUGCAUAAAGUUCAUUUUUCCCCCAUGUCAAAUCCAAGUGUGGCUAUCAAGACUUUGAUGUAAAUCUGAGAAGAGUGAUAGAAGCUGGAUCCCUUGGGUUUUAAGCAUUCCCUUAUGCUUUGUUGCUUGCUUCAUUCUGAAGCACUUUCCAAAAGACUGUAUAAAUGGAACCUUCUAGCCUUUUUAUAAUAAUUGAUUGUUGGAAAUAGAUUUUGACUCUCAUGUAAGAUGCUCUGCUACACUGAAGGGCAAGUUUUUCUUACUCAUACUAGCUACAUUUGUGUGUUGCUCCCCCCCCCCCCAACAACAACAGCGUAUUCAAAAUAACCCUUAGUUUUCUGUCAAGAAAAUAUAAAUCAAAGCUUUUGACAUUUGUUCUACAACUACUACUGCUUUAAGCAAUGAGGCUGUAACUUUCUAAAUGAAUAUUACUUAAAUAGGUAUAAUCAAGUAAUGUCCCCAGGGUAGAAGGUUAGUGAAUUUAUAAGUGUGUAUUUGUAUAAUGACUUUAUCCUUAAAAAUGUGCAUCUCUAAUGCUUUCCAAUUUCACUGGGUUGAAACAGUUUCCUUUUUUAUUUUUCACUUCAGUACACAGCCUCACCAUAGCUAAGACCUUUUAAGUCCAUUAAUUGGGAUAGUUAAUGGUAUGGUCAGGUCCCACACACUCUUAAUUUUGGCAGUUUUUGCUGUCUAUCUUCUAUCAGAAACUUUGUUCAGUUCAUGGAAAGCUCCAAAAUCAUAAGAAUUGCUUAUCCUGUGGGUUGUGCAGAUGCAGGUAUAUUGUGGGUUAGCAAUGCAAACUAUUUUCCGAUAGUUCUGGAAGCAUCCCAUAUGCAAGGUUUUUGAAGGACUAUUGGGUGGCUUUUCUGUUUGUGCCUGGUGUUUCCUUCAUCCUGUGGCAAGAAUAAUUUUAGAACGUUUAGUAUAAUGCUAAAUGUUCAGUACUAAAGAUGAUUCCUUGUUAGGGCCACCUGAGAUUGAGGGGACGGAGUAGAUCUUUUCAGGCUGGCAAGGGAGCAAUCAAAACUGCUUUUCUCUAGUAUUGUGAUUACCUGUUAUACAAACCUUAUGGCAAACUUGCAGACACUUUUAUGUUCAUUCAGAUAUGGAUAUGAAAACCUACUUCAGUCUUUUCUCCCCAUGGUUCUGUGUUAUAAGCCUGCUCUUCCUCCCAUUUAAAUAUUGGUGACAAAGACUAUUACUGGUACAAAUUAAAAAUUUACAAAUGUCUACUAUAAGAAUGUAAAAGUUAAUUGUAUCAUUUUUCCCCAUUAUGCAAUCAAGGUUAGUUCUGCUUCUUCAUGGAAGUCCAUAUUUUUAGUAUUAUUGUUAGCAUGUGUAAGAUGGAUUCAGUCAGCCAAGGCUUCUCCGUUGUGCAAGACAACAUGUGGCAGGAUUCUCGUGAAAAUAAAUGUGGUACUUCCUUUUUCUAACUUCAAAAUUUGGUAUACCAAAAAAGUGAUGGCUUCCAUGACCAUCCCGAGUUAGAGAAGGUUUUAAAGCACUACCAAAGGAGUGAAGCUGAUGGAGCAGAAUUUUUCUACUCCUUCCUUCCUGCUGCACCUUACUGACCCUCCCCUUCCCAAUGAACUGGGUAAGCUCUGAUAGAUGUGAAGUCAUGCUCUUCAAGUAGAAUGGGGUUUAAUGCUCAAAAUGGGAAUAAUUCUUGUUGAUUUCCCCCAUUUCAAUGUCGAGCUGUUCUGUAAAAUUCUCUGACCCGCACCCCAUGAGGAGCAUUAGAUGGAUCACAGUGGGGAUGCUCAGAGCAUGACUUUUCAGUCUUCAUAUCUGGACCUUAUUUUUCAUGGGACGUCUAUUUUUAUGUAAUAACUAUUUAACCAAUUACAUAUUUUGAAAAUCUUUGGAUACCUCUGAAAUGUUUCCCAAAGAAACUGUGUGUAGCUUUCCUUGUGUACUAAACAAGGAACAGUUGAAAUGUUUCUAAUGAAAAAAAAAUAUGACGAGGAUUUUAAAUGAAUAUCAUUACAAUAAAUUUUGCUCUCCUUUCCGCUGUGAUUUACUGAUAUUCCUAAAUUAAAAUAUGUUUAUCUAAUACAGUAGUUAUUAAACCACAACUCUUUGAAAAAGCAGCAUGUGAAAACUACUUUGUACACCCAACUUAUGCACCGUAAUUGGAACCUUGCUGUUGUGUACUUGAAAUAGUAUAUGAACAGUAAGCUUAACCAGAAGGUGGCAGCAUAACAUACGCAAUAGUAAGAAACAUAUGUCUUUAUAAUAUCAGUUGUAUCAAACUAACUUUUAAUGGAAGCCUGAGAAUGCUGGUUUAGUGCUGUAUACAUCAUGGGAACAAGCCAUAGUAAGUUCUUCUUAAUGAGUAGGCUUCUGUUUUAUAAAUUUGAGGUCCGGUACAUAACCAAGGAAUAAGCUUACCGCGCAACUGGGACUGAAAAGUUCUGCACUAAAGUCAACUGAAUGUAACAGCAAGUUUUGAUCUUGGGUAUUUUCGUGAUCCAUGAAGGGUUUUCAUUUUAAAAAUAUAUCAAACACAUGCUGCUGCAUUUUGUCAGGGUAAGGCACCAGUCUUGAAUACCAUGUUUGGAGCAGGUAUUUUUUUUGAAAAUUAAAGUCUUUCUUCCCUACAGUUAUAAUUGAAGACUGGGUUACAAAAAGCUACUUGAAGUAUGUCCACUUGUUUGUUGGUUUGUUUAAUUGUAAAAAGCUGAUUCCCUUACUAUAGCACAAACUGGUUUUGAAACUCUUCUUAGUGUGAAAAAUGGUUUUGCUGUGUGGGGCAAGUGAGACUUCUGCUUGGCAAACAAGCCUAAAACAUGCUUGGGCAUAUGGAAUUGAUAUGGUUUCCUGAACCCCAGUCUUAAUAUUUGUGUUUCCUGUUUAUGUUCAGAUACACUCCACAAAUUCCUUGAAACUAUGAUGUUAUGACACUUGUUUUUGUUAAUUCUAUUGGUUUUUACACUUCCUACUGAUAGUUUCAUUCCUUUUGAUAGCAGUAUUUUAAAGAAUGAUUGAUGCAAAUUGGAGGUUUCUUCCAUUGUCAAGUGUUUUGUUUUUGUUUGUUUUUAAUUCUGGAAAUAAGCAGUACACUAAUGUGUGCCUGUACAGAUGUACUAUGUAAAAAAGAAAAACAAAUUCUUAUCUGUCUCUCUGAAGACCUGAUCUGCACUAUUUUAGUUUAAUUUCAAGCAUCAACAUACCCUGUAUAUGUGAACAUAGUUUAAUACCCUAAGAAGUCAUAGUUAUUUGCCAGGUCCAAUGUUCUACUGCUCUUGUGAGGUUUGCUGCUGUUCUUGCAUAUGAAAACAAUGUAAACUUUUGUAUUUAUAUUCUAUUGGCAACUUUCAUUUGGACUGCUGAAAAUUUUGAAAUAAAAUGUGCUUAUUGAAAUACAUGAGAAA
This is a messenger RNA of Sphaerodactylus townsendi, 5471 nucleotides long. RefSeq names its product solute carrier family 25 member 36 (gene SLC25A36). The record is from RefSeq and is a predicted model, not a curated record. Gene Ontology annotation, biological process: pyrimidine nucleotide import into mitochondrion. Gene Ontology annotation, cellular component: mitochondrion. Lineage: Eukaryota; Metazoa; Chordata; Lepidosauria; Squamata; Sphaerodactylidae. Gene Ontology annotation, molecular function: pyrimidine nucleotide transmembrane transporter activity.